Molecule: messenger RNA, 1392 nt
Organism: Marmota flaviventris (yellow-bellied marmot)
Lineage: Eukaryota; Metazoa; Chordata; Mammalia; Rodentia; Sciuridae
Product: IST1 homolog
Biological process (GO): protein transport
Source: RefSeq, a predicted model, not a curated record
CUCAUCUCUGCUGUCUGUAUCCUAUUCCAGAACUCUUCCAGCAAUCCUCAUUUGUUUGGUGGUACAUCUUGACGCUUGCUCAUUGAGGUGGCUUGUGAACUGCUUCCUCUUGUGGUGAAAUAAUGUUCAGCUCUACCUUCAAAGCUGAUCGCCUCCGGGUUAACUUGCAUCUGGUUAUCAAUCGCUUAAAACUCCUGAAAAAAAAGAAAAUUGAACAGACUCAGAGAGCAAGGAAGGAGGUUGCAGACCACAUGGCCACUGGGAAGGAUGAGAGAGCCCGGAUCCGUGUGGAGCACAUUAUCCAGGAAGACUACCUUGUGGAGGCCCUAGAGGUUCUGGAACUGUACUGUGACCUGCUACUGGCUCGGUUUAGCUUGAUUCAGGCCACAAAGGAACUAGAUUCUGGUCUGGCUGAAUACAUAUCUACACUAAUCUGGGCAGCUCCCAGACUGCAGUCAGAAGUACCUGAGCUGAAAACAGUAUCUAAUCAGCUGUGUGCAAAAUACAGCCAAAAGUAUGGUCAACUCUGUCAAACAAAUGAAAUUGGAACUGUCAACUCUCAGCUAAUGUGUAAAUUAAAUGUGAACACUCUACCCCAGGUUCUAGUGGAACAGUACCUGGUAGAAAUUGCUAAGAACUAUAAUGUGCCCUAUACAUCCAAGACAAGCGUUAUGAAUGAUGACUAUAAGAAGAAUGAUUUGCUUCCCUCACUGGUUCUUAGUCCAGGACUCAGCCCCCAAACUUCUUCAAAGCCAGAAUCAAGAACCAAGAUUGGUUUCCAUAACUUUAUGCUGUCUAAUUUGCCUGAUGUAAAACCUCAAGCAAGCCUGUCCAUCGACCCUUAUGAUUCCGAAGAGGUUGACUUGGAAGACCUUAACCAGAGACUUGAAAUGCUGAAGAAAAUGAAUUAAUUUCUUGGUCCUUGAAUUGAGCAUUUGCCUGGGAAUCAGGACUGGGUGUGAAUUUUAGCAUAGCUAUCUUUGUGUGGGUCUGAAGCUUUCUUGUUCACAAUUCCUUCCAUUUAUUAAAUUCUAUAUUUCUCUGCCUACUGUAAUAAUGUGUAAAUGUGUGUCUGUGUACACACAUGUAAUUAUUUCUGUCCCCUCAAAUUUGAAAUACUUAGAUGAAGAUUCUUGACCUACAGAAUAUUAUUAAUUGAGGUCAAUAAAUUUUCCUCUGGAUCUUUAAUUAUCCCAUAAUUAUCUCUUUUUUUUCAGGUAGGCAGAAUGGUGUGAAUUUUAAAUCCCAUCUCAUACUACCUAUAUGACUUUUAGCAAAUGGUGCCUCCUGUCAAAUGUGUAUGAAAGAACUCAAAAGCUAGAGGAAAAGAUCUUUUAAUAAAUGAGUUUUGGGGGGCUGGGAAGAUAGCUAAGUGGCAGAGUGUUUGCUUAU